CGCACACUCGACCUCCGCUGCUCGCUUCCGCUCGGCUGUAACAAAUGAUCCGUAUCGGCUAACUCCCAUCGACAAAACCUCGAACGACAAUAACCCAAUCCACCACGUCCAUGGCAGAUAUCCUUUUCUCUUUUAGUAACCCCACCACUCUUUAAAAAUUCCGCCUAAAAAGAAAAAGCGUUCUGUCCCCUCUUUUGGGUUUUCAGCAGACGUGUAUAACAACUAUCCAGAGGAUCUAGGGGCAGCUCUAUACCGAGAGCCAUUUGACUUCAACGCCGAGCCACCUUGGGAUCCUAGCUGAUAGUGGACGAGUUCAUCCCAGGACUCAUCCAUUUUGUUGCAUAAGUCUAGGACCCCAGGGGCUCGAGAGGGAGCGAGCAAGACCACUUUGGACAAGCCACAUUCUUUAUGCCUGUUGGAUUAGAAGAAACCGCUUGAGAGGAUGAAAGGAAUUGCUGAUGAACCACAGUAUUCUGUUGGCUUGCUGGAGGGAGGCACAGCCCUCUGUGAUGUGAUUGACAAUCACAUUUAUGAACAAACUCUGUCUGAGAAGAAUGCGUUCUUUGUAGCAGACCUGGGAGUUAUAAUGAGGCAGCACGUUCGCUGGCGAACCCACAUGGCCCAAAUUCGACCCUACUAUGCUGUCAGAUGCAACAGCAGUCCAACUGUUAUUGAAGUUCUUGCUGCCCUCGGAACUGGAUUCAUUUGCACCAACAAGUCUGAGCUUGAGCUUGUGCAGAGCCAUGGUAUUGCCUCUGAAGAUAUCAUCUACGGCGGUGUUUGCAAACAAGUGUCCCAGAUUAAAUACGCUGCAAAGAAUGGCAUUGACCUCUUGGUGUGUGAUAACGAAGCAGAGCUUCGCAAGAUUUCUCGCUGCCACCCCAAUGCCAAGCUGCUACUACAGGUUUCAACAGAAGCAUCUAGCCAGGAUGAUGAGAUGAGCAUGACUUUUGGCUGCUCCCUCAAGGACUGCAGGCACCUGCUGGAGAGGGCUAAGGAGUUGGGUGUGCAAGUGGUUGGGGUCAGGUCUCACAUUUCCAGCUCCUGUGAGGAUGACCAGGUGUACAUUCACGCCAUAUCUGAUGCCCGCUGUGUCUUUGAUAUGGGAGAGGAAAUUGGCUUCAACAUGAAAAUCCUGGACAUUGGAGGAGGCUUCAGUGGCUCUGAGACUCAGCUGGAACUGAUCAAUAGUGCAGUCAUGUCCAUGGUGGACCUAUACUUUCCUCCUUGUACUGGAGUUUCCAUCAUUGCAGAGCCUGGCGCCUUCUUUGUGUCCUCUGCUUUCACCCUGGCUGUGAAUAUCAUCUCCAAGGAGGUGGUGGCACGGGAUUGCCAGGACCAGGCACAUGAUGAUCCGUCUCCCAACGAUGAGCCAGAGUUCCAGUAUUACAUGAACGAGGGAGUGUAUGGAUCAUUCGCCAGCAAACUCGCUGAAACACUGAUUGCUGCUCCAUCUGUUCACAAGCAGAACACAUCCCUGGAUGCUCCAGUGUUCAGCAGCAGCCUGCGGGGUCCCUCUGGGGAUGACCUGGACCAGGUAGUGGAGCACUGUCUGUUGCCUGAGCUCAACAUCGGAGACUGGCUCAUGUUCACCCAAGCAGGGGCCUACAGCCUGGGUCAGCCACUCUGCACCGCCACUGACUCACCACCACCCCCUGUGUACUAUGUCAUCUCCUCGAGAGACUGGUUUGAGAUGCAGGACACUGGUGUCACCCAUGAGGCUACACUGAAGAACUUCUCAUUGGUCCCUUAUUUCCUCAAUUCCUGCCAAACAGAGGCUGCGCUGUCUGUCCCAGCUUAGCAAUUCACUAGACCAGGAAGACUUUUUUCUUUCCUUUACUGGUUUCUGCUGCUAGCUUUCUCUGGCCUACAUUCCAAUGGGAUGAACUGAACCGACUGUGCAGAUAGUGCUUAAAAUCACUGGGACCAGACUGAAUACAUCUCCCAAACCCCAAUGUAUAGUAAGUGAUUAGACCUGGAAAUCCCAAACUCAUAUUAAUUUGUAUGCAACAAAAUGGAUGAGUCCAAAAAGACAGAUGCAUUCUUCCCUUUGCUUUGGGCAUCCCAUGGCACUACAGUUUACACUCAUGCAGUAGACAAAAUGAUUUUAAAUGAUUAUAUUUGACAAAUGUAUUAUCUAUAUCGCCAUUGCUGUUGCCAGUCUUGUAAAGUAAGAUGUGUAUUCCUGAGUAAAGCAGUGUAUUUAAACAGAAACACAGUUCUGAGAUGUUGUAGGCUGCUUUGCUACAAGAUGUGUAUUUAUGAUUUCAAUUGAUUGUAUAGUUUAUUUUGUGUGAUUUUGAUUUCAUUAUAACAUUUAAAAUCAGUUGUCCUCCUCAGUGUUUUGAAUGGAAACUUGCAUAUGGAGGUGCAUUUACUCACCUGUCCGAUGCAGUAAAUGAAGCCAGUGUGAUCAAUGUGCAGCGUCUCUAAGAAGUCCACUCCUGGAAAAAAGUGCAGUCUGCUCUGGUGUUGGUUGGGAAGCUAAUGGCUCAGUGUUCACCGGUAAACUGGUGUUUCAGUGUUUUUCUAAAGUGCUGAGUAGUUUGCUUGGACCAGCAGGUAUCUGCUAUGCCACGACAUAGCAAAGCAGGUUUAUUAUACCGCAUGUGCUGCAGAUGGAUCAAGGGAAGUGUUGAUGGGUAACGAAUCAGCUGACAUGGAGCAGGGGCUUUUUUAAAAAAUAAACAAAAAAAACAAUCAUUUAUCGUGCUCAAAGCCUUUUUUGCUGUUUCUAUAUAUUUCUAUUGAAUUUAUUCAAAAGCUAUUUUUUCAAUAUUCGUGACUGUUGAAAGAAUAGCAUUUCCCAACUGUGCAAGUGUCCUUGCAGAGUCUGUGUCAUAUAUUUGAAGUCGUCUCCCCUUUGUCUAAGGCAUGGUGAAUUUUUGGGCAUUUGCCUGUUUAAAAACUUUUAUCUGUGCUUGCCAACUUGAACAGUAAUAAACACUUGACUGGACUGUGA
This is a messenger RNA of Chelmon rostratus (copperband butterflyfish), 2962 nucleotides long. RefSeq names its product antizyme inhibitor 1-like. Gene Ontology annotation, molecular function: ornithine decarboxylase activator activity; ornithine decarboxylase activity. Lineage: Eukaryota; Metazoa; Chordata; Actinopteri; Chaetodontiformes; Chaetodontidae. Gene Ontology annotation, biological process: negative regulation of protein catabolic process; positive regulation of polyamine transmembrane transport. Bases 443 to 1801 code for a protein of 452 amino acids. The transcript has 12 exons. Gene Ontology annotation, cellular component: cytoplasm. The record is from RefSeq and is a predicted model, not a curated record.